CUGCCGCUGCUAUUUAUCAGUGGACUGUCAAACGAGAAUUGUCCGAGUUUUAAUUUCGCCACUUCCAGCAGUUCGUGCUCAUCCGCGUUUCGUUUGAUUGAGUUGCCGUAAAGAUUUCUAGUUAGUUUUCUCCUGCCGUCUUUGGGUAAAUAUUUGUCUUAUCUAAACAGAGUGCCUUCGUUCUUGUAGUGGAAAAUGUGCGCAAAGUGAAUGUCACGAUUUUCACAAUGUCGUGCUUUGAGGCAACAGCGCAAUCUAAUCACUGCAGGCAGCCCGUGACCUUGAAGUCCACUGUGGCUAAUGAGGCAAAGGACUGUAACGAUGUGGACUGUGAGGAUAAAUUCCUUAAUGUUUUGAAGGCGUUGCUGAAUCGAAAUUUCAAAAUCAACAAUGAUGUCUAUUUGGAAAUGACAAUCUCACACCUGUCGGGGAAAUACAAUCAAGAGCACAAAAAGUUGGUGAAAUCUCCUGUCGUUUUGCGAUGGUUAGAAGACGCUCUGGGACAAUGGGAAAGCGAUACCAUUCCUUCGGCGGAUGUUGCAGCCUUCACCCUGCAAGUUUUGGCCUUGAUUGCAGUGGAGGAGGCCAACUUCAGAGCGUUACAACAGGUACAACUGCUAGACCGCUUCCAGGAUUGUAUUCGUAAAAAGCCUAAGCUUCAGCACGCAUCGAUAAAGCUUGCCCACGUAAAGGUCUUAAAAGCAAUUUCCCAACAUGCUGCUGGUUUGAAUUGGAUUAAAAAUUCCGCCUCAUGGAGGAUAUGUCUGGAUUACUAUAAUGGUCAGCUGCAGACUAUUUACAUCACUAAAGAAACCUCACAUUUUAUAUAUGUUGUAAUGGAAAAGUUCGGAAAAGUUGGUGAUUAUGAUUUGGUUCUCGAAAUAGUUCGUACCAUUCUAUCGCCGCUACUGGAAGAUGUUUGGAAAUGUCCGGACCAAGAAAAUGCUGUUUUGGUUAACGAUGAAAAGGCGCAGCGCGUGCUGGCAUCGAUGCUGAGUUUGAUGUGUACAAUUUUUCGCAGUAUGCUGGAGAGUGGCACAACAUCACGUGCAGCCUAUUAUAUACUGAUCACUUGUCAUUUCGAGAGGAAACUAUGGACUUACGCGGACUCUAUUCUAGAUCACAACUUUCUAACCAAAGUCUGGGAGGCCCACAUACUGGCCAACUGUACGCGCCUCUGCUGCAUGGAUAUUCCAGAGAGUGAUAUUCUGACUACCCCGCUACCAUUCGAAAAGUACACGAUCAACUUUCUAAACUAUAUGAAUUUCUCAAUCCGUCGGGGUAAUGUGCACAACGUAAUGCUUAUGGCUCAGAUGCACCAUCACUCGUGGCGUCUUCUAGCUGACCGCGCUCCGGAAGAGGUUGUGCUGAAAAAUCAGCAUAUCAAGUUUGGAGACCAGAUUUUGCUGCUUCAGCUAUUUCCUGUGGUUUAUGUGCUGAAAAGUUUUGUUCUCAAAGAUGUUCCGGACUACAUCGAGAAAUUUUGCAGUUCACUGUACGACAUUUCCUGUGAGUAUACAAUCCGUUUGGUUUACGCCUGCAGAGACGUGUUCGAAGCUAGAGGACCGGAUACUGCCAAACAGUUGGCUAUCAAGUCGAUUCAGGGGAUCUCUACGAUGUCGACGCUCCCGAGACAACGUGCCAUUAUUGCAUUUCAAGCGUUUGUCUAUGUGCUGAAGGAAUUUCUUCCGGAUAUGUGCUAUCUGGAGACUCAAAACGGUUGCUCUAAAACGGACGUGGUCCUGUCUAAGCCGAAUCUGCUGGCGGCCAUUAUUAACGGGAUGUACUCGCUUAUCCGAAACUACAAAUUCACCUGGACGGAGUGCCUUGAAUCGAUGACGGUGGUUAAUUUUAUGCUUAAUUUACUGAGCAAUCCCAACCUGCCAGUAAAGCAUGUGAUUCUUGCCCUUAAGUUGACCCAGCUUUCGAUCGAGUACUUUUUGGCACCGAAUUUAGCUCUGCUGAUGGAUAACUUACAGGGAUCCGGGCUGCAAUUUGUUGGUAGUGUUAUUUACAAACGUCUGCAUGAUAGCAGCUGGGAAGUUCGAGAUUCGGCCCUGGAGCUGCUGGCAUCGAUCGUUGAAAUUUCCGAAAUCAAGUUUCCCUCCUUUCAGAAGCUCAUUCUCGACUGCGACAUAAUUCCGGUGGUUGAGGCGGCAGCUAAAAAUGAUACCGAACCGUACGCUAGAGCGUCGGCCUUACGGUGUCUUUCGCUUAUGGUUCGUAUACGAUUACUCUGGGAGCACUCGCUGAGCAAGCUAAAUUUAAUGAAUCAUCUGAUAACGUUGUUCGACACCGAAAGCGAAGGAAUAGUGCGCCGUGAAGCAGUCAACACCGUCCGGGAAAUCUACUCCAAUCAUAAAAUACACUCUCAGUGUUUGGACAGCGUAUUUUCGGUUUUGGCAUUUUCGGCCGUUAACGACUUGUACUGGGAGGUGCAGAAAAACGCACUUCAGUUCUGGCAGGUGGUAAUGUGCCGCCAGUUUCAGCAUCAAGGAAUGAUAGAUGGAAUGUUUCCCGCAGUAACUUUUUCGAAGGAGCACAAAAAAAUCAUCAACCUAACUGAUAAGGAAAUACUGCUACGGUUACGAAAAGUUCUCAAUGAACUUGCGCUGAGAGGCUGCCUUGGGGUAUUUUUGGGGUGCCUUGAGGAUCACUGUGACAUGGAGGUAGUUAAGGAAGCGGUGAAAAUCAUUCAGCGAUUGAUGUCCUACCUGAACAAGUACAACUAUAUUGAAGAAUGCAGAAAUCAAGUGGAUCCUGCCACUGGCGAGCGGGGACCGAUGCCAGUAUUCGAUACCAACUAUUCCGAGUACCCCAACAAAAAACCAGUGCCUCUCCCUGCCACCCAGCGAAACGAUGCGGACUACAGCAGUGGCAAUGUACCUUGUCUGAUAAAUUCAGACGAAAUCAUCGAUUCGAUCGUGAAUCUAGACGAUGUCAACCUCCUAUCGAUCAACUACCAAAAAAGGCUGAAGGUCGCUCCUACCGUAUCAUCGUCAUCGGCGGGCAAUUCGUGCAACUGCGAGUCGAGCAAGGUGCACGAGGACCUGUUCAAAAAAUACGCCGAAGUGACGGCGGACGAUUUCAUCGCUCGAGUGCUGCAGAUUGAUUUUGAUGCACUGAUCGCCAGCCGGGAGCAGUGGAUGCAUCAGACGGAAAGUUUCUCCUCGUUGCUGGAUGAUGUUUUGUUCUCAUACUACGCGGCAGACGUUAACGAUGCAGACUGCUACUGAGCGCGGACGGGGUAGUGCGAAUAACGUUUUAUCUAUUGUUGAUAAAUGCUCAGCAUCCUUGCUGUAUUUUUUUUUCAUAUAGUAAUAGCUAGCGAGCUCAAAAGUCGUACACCGUUUUCGAAUUAGUCACAAUUGCUAUUGUAGUUUAUAAAAUGAAUAAAUAACAGUUUUGUAUCGUAACUAA
Molecule: messenger RNA, 3420 nt
Organism: Wyeomyia smithii (pitcher-plant mosquito)
Lineage: Eukaryota; Metazoa; Arthropoda; Insecta; Diptera; Culicidae
Exons: 5
Coding region: 228-3236 (1002 amino acids)
Biological process (GO): positive regulation of protein phosphorylation; DNA damage response; cell population proliferation
Cellular component (GO): nucleus
Molecular function (GO): protein binding
Source: RefSeq, a predicted model, not a curated record